AUUGCUAUCUAGUUGGUUCAACUCUCUUGUGGUGUGUAUAUAUAUAGUUAGAGCUCUCCAUGAAUGAAACCACCCUACACAUUUAUUUGAUCAUCAAAUCUUGAGAGAAGAAACAUUGAGUAAGUAACCAUGGUUUCAUUUCAAGAACAAUUAAAGUUUGAGAUAAUUUCACAGAAGAAGAGAAGAUGGGAAGACAAUAAUAAUAUUCAAGAAGUAGGAACAGAAGAAGACUUUUUCAAAAAGUUAUCUAAAGUUGAUCAUAGUAAUCAAAAGCCAUCAACAAAAUCAUUGUUCUUUGAUGAGUAUAUCAAUUUCUUCCGCCUUGAAAACCCCUCAGAUGAUCGGAAAAAUCAGUCAGAGAAUAUACAACAUUACAACAGCAAGAAUAACCUAGAGAAGAUCAUAACUACUACUACUGCAUGUAACAAAGAUCCAAUAAAGAAGCGAAGUUCAUCAUCAGAUAGGUUAGAAUUGAGUUUAGACCUUGAACUUAAUUUACUUCCAUAUGAGUCCCUUAAGACAACCGCAACUGAUCACAAUUGUUCCGAGAAGAAAAAUGAGAGCAAAGACGCCAACAAUGAUGUAGUAAAAGUUAAAAGGCGACGUCCUUCGUGGAUGUCAUUCAAUACUGAUCAGGACGGAGAGAUGGUUGCAGCUGCUUGCAUGAGAUGUCAUAUGUUGGUUAUGCUUAGCAAGUCAUCUCCUUGUUGUCCUAAUUGCAAGUUCAUUCACCCCCCUGAUCACCACAGUCCUAUGAUCAAUCUGUUUAAGCCAAGGUUUAGUUCCAAAGGUUAAUCGGAUAUGUAUUACAAACUUAAUAAUUAUAUCUGAAAUCUAUAUGUAGGAUUGAAAUAUAUUUUUAUAGUAAUUGUAUCAUCUUUUCUCUAAAAUCCUCUGCCUAGUUAUAAAUUAAAUCACCAUUUUUUUUUC
This is a messenger RNA of Papaver somniferum (opium poppy), 930 nucleotides long. RefSeq lists its product as uncharacterized. Lineage: Eukaryota; Viridiplantae; Streptophyta; Magnoliopsida; Ranunculales; Papaveraceae. The transcript is spliced from 2 exons. Bases 130 to 795 code for a protein of 221 amino acids. The record is from RefSeq and is a predicted model, not a curated record.